CGGAUGUGCCUGAGUAGUCAGUGUUGGCACUCGGGACUCUCAAGUGUGGGUAUUCUAGGGGUGCUGGCAGCCCGGACGGAUGGCGCAGGGCUGGGCUGGCUUCUCUGAGGAGGAACUGAGGCGACUAAAGCAGAGUAAAGAUCCAUUUGAACCACAGCGACGUCCCCCUAUGAAGAAAAGUCGACAACAACUUCAGCGAGAAAAAGUCCUUCAAGAGCAAAGCCAAAAACUUGGACUGCAAGAUGGAUCAGUCAGAUUAUCUCCAGAGCUGCUGCUCUCUGCACCACAACAGAGAUUCAAUCAUCAAAAGCCACAUUUUUCUCCCCCUGCUGCUCCUAAUCCUCUUACACUCAACUCUCCUGUUGGCAAUGGAAAACCACAGGGCACUGAAAGUCAACCAAGGGAACUGGGACUUGAGAAUUCCCGGGAUGGUCACAUAAGUGCUGAGGUUGUACCUCUAAAACCAGAUUGCAAAUUGGAGAAAAAGAAAGUGGAAUUGCAAGAAAAGUCUCGUUGGGAAGUCCUCCAACAAGAACAGCGGCUAAUGGAAGAGAAAAAUAAACGUAAGAAAGCUCUUUUGGCUAGAGCUAUUGCGGAAAGAUCUAAAAGAACUCAGGCAGAGACCGUGAAACUGAAGCGGAUCCAGAAGGAGUUACAGGCUUUAGAUGACAUGGUUUCAGCUGACAUUGGAAUCCUCAGGAACCGGAUUGACCAGGCCAGUCUGGACUAUUCAAAUGCUCGGAAGCGGUUUGACAAGGCAGAAGCAGAGUAUGUUACAGCCAAGCUCGAUCUACAGCGCAAGACGGAUCUUAAAGAGCAGCUCACUGAGCACCUUUGUACAAUCAUACAGCAAAAUGAGCUCCGCAAGGCCAAGAAGUUGGAGGAGUUGAUGCAGCAACUGGAUGUCCAAGCUGAUGAGGAGACUUUGGAGCUUGAGGUGGAGGUGGAGAGACUGCUGCAUGAACAAGAGGCAGAAGCAGGGAAACAGAAGGUUCAUGAAGAGAGGCCAUUUCAGCCUUCCGGGGAGAGUGUGACAUUAGGGUCUACUCAGAACAAAGAGCAUCAAGCACCAACCGCUUGCCCAAAGGUAGAUGAACAAUGUGAAAAUCCCAAGAGCACCCCCCUUCGCACUCCAGACCACCCAAGUCAGGAAGUGAAGACUAGUGCUCAUGACAACGGUUCAGCUGCGCUGACCACAUGAAGGGCCAGUGUUUGUUGUUUUCAGCUAAUAUGGUCUUCAGUAGACUUUCUGUUGUAAAGUAUGCCAUGACCGCUGAGAAAUGCCUCUUUAAAACAAUAUUAGUUUUUUAAUCUAGGAUUAGUUUUAGAAGUAACAUGUUGGACUAUUCUCAAGUCUCAAAUAAGUAUAAUUUUAUCCAUAGUUCACCUUGAUUUUGAUCCAGUUUCCUUAUUGAACCCUUAUUUUGGGUGAAAACAAGUAACUUAAAGGAUAGAAGAAAAAUUACAUGGUUCUGAGUGUUUUUAGACCAGGUCAAUAUAGAAAAAGUAAAAUGAAAAAUGAUAAUACCUCAUCAAACUCAUUUAACUUCUGGGAGAAGUGCUGGGACUGAGAAUCCUGUUUUAUGUCAUCAGUAAAGAGACACAAAAAUUAAACAUGAAAAAGAGAACAAACAACUAACAAAAAGUAGUAUUUGGGUCUUACUAGAUUAUUAUCUGUUUGGGUCUUACUAAAAUUGCAAAACACAGUUUUGAAAUUACCAGCUUACGCCAACAUUACAUUUGUAUUCACAUUGCCUUUUAAGUGGCUCUAGUUUACAAACUGAAUUUUGAUUGGUUGAUAUAUACACACAAACAUAUAUAUAUAUCAACAUGCUAUAUAUAUAAUUUUACUAUUAAUAAAUUGUCUUUAAUCAGCACAUUGAUUAAAUUUAGACAAUGAAAACUUGUCUAUAGUGAAACUGAAAAUAAUAUAGAAAA
Messenger RNA from Eptesicus fuscus (big brown bat), 1938 nucleotides. It is a transcript of the gene GORAB, whose product is annotated as golgin, RAB6 interacting. The transcript is spliced from 5 exons. Gene Ontology annotation, biological process: non-motile cilium assembly. NCBI's taxonomy places the organism in Eukaryota, Metazoa, Chordata, Mammalia, Chiroptera, Vespertilionidae. The record is from RefSeq and is a predicted model, not a curated record. The coding region runs from base 80 to 1201 and encodes 373 amino acids.